This is a messenger RNA of Dromiciops gliroides (monito del monte), 1748 nucleotides long. RefSeq names its product ADP ribosylation factor like GTPase 15 (gene ARL15). Gene Ontology annotation, molecular function: GTP binding; GTPase activity. The record is from RefSeq and is a predicted model, not a curated record. Lineage: Eukaryota; Metazoa; Chordata; Mammalia; Microbiotheria; Microbiotheriidae.
GGUCGCUUCGCUGCCAGAGACGCUUUCUUUUUUUUUCCGGGUUCGGAGCCGUUCCGGAUGCUUUGGGCUGCCGGAUGUCUGAUCUCCGGAUAACUGAGGCGUUACUGUACAUGGAUUAUCUGAGAAUGUCUGAGUGUAUCCAGAUCUCAUUUGCUGUUUGUAGAAUUGGCAUUUACACGUGCUGUGCCAUUCACAAGGAAACCUUCUUGAAGCCCCACCACUCCAUCUUUUUUCCUUAUUUGGCUCAGGGACAGUUUUCAAUGAUGUGUUUUAGAGCACUCUGCUGCAAGGGACCCCCUCCUCCUCGACCAGAGUAUGACUUGGUCUGCAUAGGCCUCUCGGGUGCUGGCAAGACCAGUAUGUUGUCGAAGCUCUGUGGUGAGAGCGCGGAAAAUGUCGUGUCCACAACAGGUUUUAGCAUAAAAGCAGUUCCAUUCCAGAAUGCCAUCUUGAAUGUAAAAGAACUUGGAGGGGCUGAUAACAUUAGGAAAUACUGGAGUCGCUACUACCAAGGAUCUCAAGGGGUAAUAUUUGUAUUAGACAGUGCCUCAUCGGAAGAGGAACUAGAAACCUCUAGAAAAGAACUGCAUUCAGCUCUUCAGCACCCACAGUUAUGUACUUCAUUUUUAAUUUUGGCCAAUCAUCAAGACAAGCCAGCUGCUCGAUCAGUACAAGAGAUCAGAAAAUAUUUUGAACUUGAACCCCUUGCACGAGGAAAACGCUGGAUUCUUCAAGCCUGCUCCCUAGAUGACAUGAAUACAAUAAAAGACAGCUUCUCUCAGCUGAUAAAUUUGUUAGAAGAAAAGGACCCUGAACCUGUAAGAAUGUGAAAGCUAAAGAAGAAAACCAUUCUCAGAAGGUCCUUGUACCAAGCCUCUUUGUUAAUUGUUUUAAUUUUAUUUUGGUAUCCGAACUGUUAACUGCUUUGAAAUCCAUUUUUUCCCCUGCAAGUAUUCCAGAUUCUGUUUCAUCUCUCUAUUCAAAUAAAUAUAUCUGUAAGUCAGGUAAAUGAUCAUUGAUAUUAAAGUCCAAGUACACACUACUGAGAGAGAAUUGAUUCUCUGUUUACCACUAAUUAUUCUGUUCAUUGCCUGUAGCUUCCUUCUGUUAUUAUGAGAACCUUCCAUGAUCUGCCCUGUGCUGAAAUGGAGGGGAGUUAUAGUUCCGAAGAGUGAAAUAUUUUGUGAAGGAUGCAAAAUUACUCACAACACUUUGACUUAUUUUCCAAAGGGGAUCUAUAAAAUAUGCUACAUGGAAUAUGUACAUCAUAGAAUUUCUUAUGGACCUCUAGAUAUUCAAAAGACAUUUAGUUUUGGAUUCUGCCCUUAAGGACUGUCUGUGAAGAAUGGUCACUUACAGCUCCAAUAAAUCAUCUUAUAAGGAAGGAAAGCUCUAUUGAUGCAGGGUUGGCUUUGAAGUGUCACUUAAUGACAGCAUAAGAAAUUUUGGGGUUGAUUACAACUCAUCUCAUUCUCCCCACACACACACACUUUAAAGGCAUGGAAUAUUAAUUUUGCAUUCAAGUGGGGCGGGGGGGGGCAUCCAAACACAAAUUCCUAUCAAGAUGUACAGAUUACUAUCGUCUAGAUUAUUCUUAAUAAUAAAAAGAAUGAUAAUCUUCAUAAAAUCAAGCUACAAGAUUGUCAGUAGGUUGUUUUGUUGUUUUUAUUUUCUUUUAAGAAAUCUUUAGAAGAUUGAUAGAAAUGAAGGAAAUAACAGUUGUUUUUUUUUAAAUAGUUUGUUUUUUU